CUUUUCCAAUCGACCAAUACCGUAGCGGAAGUACCCCAGCACUUAAGCCAUGUCCAACGACGGAGACGCCAACGCCAGCAACGCCAACCUGCAGAUGCAGCUGCAGCUCCAGAACCAGCGCGCUCAAAUGCAACAGCAACAGCUCGCGCUCCACGCUUUCUGGCAGCACCAGAUCCAGGACAUUUCGCAGAUCGACCCCAACGCCUUCGACUUUAAGACGCACCAGCUGCCGCUAGCACGUAUCAAGAAGAUCAUGAAGACGGACGAAGACGUGCGUAUGAUCAGUGCUGAGGCGCCUGUGCUCUUCGCUAAGGCCUGCGAGAUGUUCAUCCUCGAGCUCAGUCUGCGAGCCUGGAUCCACACGGAGGAGAACAAGCGUCGUACUCUGCAGCGGAACGAUAUCGCCAUGGCCAUCACCAAGACCGACGUCUUCGAUUUCCUCAUCGACAUCGUCCCGCGUGACGAUAUCAAGCCCGCGAAAAAGGGCCCUGUGGAUGCACAGGCUGUGUACCAGCAACAACUUCAGCAGCAACAAGCGGCCAUGCUUCAGCAGCUCUUGCAGACCCAACAGAACGGCGGUGCGGCUGGAAACGUGGCGUGGCCCAACCAACAACUGCAACAGCAGAUGAUUCAGCAGUACCAGCGUAUGCAGCAGAGCGCGGCGGCGGCUGCCGGUGGAGCAACCACACCGUCGAACGGCGCGCUGCCCAACUUGUCCCCGUCGGGCAGCGAUGCGGCCGGCCAGAGCUCAGCCAACACGACGCCUGGGGGGAACAACUCGUCUGCGGACCAGCUCUCGCUGAAUCAGCGCAGCGUGGAUGUAUAA
Messenger RNA from Phytophthora infestans T30-4, 826 nucleotides. RefSeq names its product nuclear transcription factor Y subunit, putative. Gene Ontology annotation, molecular function: DNA-binding transcription activator activity, RNA polymerase II-specific; DNA binding; protein heterodimerization activity. Gene Ontology annotation, biological process: regulation of DNA-templated transcription. Bases 50 to 826 code for a protein of 258 amino acids. The transcript is spliced from 3 exons. The record is from RefSeq and is a predicted model, not a curated record. Gene Ontology annotation, cellular component: nucleus. Lineage: Eukaryota; Oomycota; Peronosporomycetes; Peronosporales; Peronosporaceae.